Messenger RNA from Rosa chinensis, 1926 nucleotides. RefSeq names its product tryptophan--tRNA ligase, cytoplasmic. Gene Ontology annotation, biological process: tryptophanyl-tRNA aminoacylation. The transcript is spliced from 13 exons. Gene Ontology annotation, cellular component: cytoplasm. NCBI's taxonomy places the organism in Eukaryota, Viridiplantae, Streptophyta, Magnoliopsida, Rosales, Rosaceae. The coding region runs from base 480 to 1676 and encodes 398 amino acids. The record is from RefSeq and is a predicted model, not a curated record. Gene Ontology annotation, molecular function: tryptophan-tRNA ligase activity; ATP binding.
CCAUGAGAUAAGUUCGCAUUCUCACUCCCUAAUUUGGCGCCUGCAUUUUGGGAUUUCUGGUUUUUGUGUGGUUUGGGUGAUUUGGUACUUUGGCGGGUUAAUUCUCAGUGACUAGUGGUAAUUGGGCUAUGGUCUUCUUCAUCUUCUUGACUAGUAGCUACUAGUACUAAAACCAAAAGAUAAUUUAACGACUACUCCUUGACUAGUAGCAAUUUAACACUGGUGACCCUUAAGUAGUUAGUUACCUUAUAUUCAUAUUCUAGAUACUAUUAUUAGGCCUGUCAAUUAAAUCCGUAACCCGCACGAUACCUGCACCGUGCAGUACGCCAAAAGCCCGGACGAACUCGCCUGAUUAUUAAUUCGUGUUGUACAAAGCGCUCAUGCCAGUUCUUAGUUAUUAGUUUUUGUUUCUUAUAGUACCCAAUACAAUCAUUGGAAAUUUGGAAUUUUAGUACCCAAUUCAGUGUUUUGCAUGAGCAAUGGAGAUAAAGGAAAACGGAGAAGAAGAGCAGCAGAUUGUGAAUCCAUGGAAGGUGGAGGCCAAAGAAGGCGGCAAAAUCGACUAUGAUAAGCUCAUAGAUCAGUUCGGUUGCCAGAGGAUCAAUCAAUCUCUCGUCAAGCGUGUCCGCCGUCUCACCUCACGUGCUCCGCACGUUUUCCUCCGUCGCGACAUCUUCUUCGCUCACCGGGACUUCAAUGAGAUUCUGGAUGCUUAUGAGAGAGGAGAGAAGUUCUAUUUGUACACAGGAAGAGGGCCUUCCUCAGAGGCUUUGCAUUUGGGGCAUCUCAUCCCCUUCAUGUUCACCAAAUAUUUGCAAGAUGCCUUUAAGGUCCCUCUCGUUAUACAACUUACCGACGAUGAGAAAUGUAUGUGGAAAAAUCUCACAGUUGAAGAAAGCCAGAGACUUGCAAGGGAAAAUGCUAAAGACAUCAUUGCUUGUGGUUUUGACAUAACAAGAACCUUUAUCUUCUCUGAUUUUGAUUAUGUUGGUGGUGCCUUCUACAAGAACAUGGUGAAGGUCGGAAAGUGUGUCACCUAUAAUAAGGUUGUUGGCAUAUUUGGUUUCACCGGUGAAGAUCAUAUAGGAAAAGUUAGUUUUCCACCUGUACAGGCGGUACCAUCAUUUCCAAGUUCAUUUCCACAUCUCUUCUCUGGCCAAGAUAAUCUUCGUUGUUUAAUACCCUGUGCAAUUGACCAGGAUCCUUAUUUUAGAAUGACCCGAGAUGUUGCUCCACGCAUUGGAUAUCACAAGCCUGCUUUAAUUGAGUCUCUAUUCUUCCCUGCCCUUCAGGGAGAAACAGGAAAAAUGUCGGCUAGUGAUCCAAAUUCUGCCAUCUACGUAACUGAUUCUGCAAAGGAUAUUAAGAGCAAGAUAAACAAGUUUGCAUUUUCAGGGGGACAAGAUACAAUAGAGAAACACAGAGAGUUGGGAGCAGAUCUCGAGGUAGACAUUCCCUAUAAAUAUCUGAAAUUUUUUCUGGAUGAUGACAUCGAGCUUGCUUAUAUAGGAAAGGAGUAUGGUGCAGGUCGAAUGUUGACAGGGGAAGUGAAGCAGAGGCUCAUUCAAGUUUUGACAGAAAUUGUGGAGAGACAUCGUAGGGCUAGAGCUGCUGUCACUGAUGAGAUGGUGGACGCAUUUAUGGCAGUGAGGCCCCUCCCAAACAUGUUCGACUAAAGUUGAGGACAAUGUAUUACUCACAAUCCUUGGAUGAAGUGCUGGCUUUUUCUGGUGAUACAAUAUUUUUGGGUUUAGAUAAAGCAUUUUCAUUUUUGAUGGUAUUUUUUGUUGACAACUGUAUUCUUGUAACAGUAAAUGUUAGCGAAACUGAGUGCAAGUUGAACAUCAUAGUUUUAAGGAUGACUUUGUAUGACAGAUUCAGCAGUGAACUCAAGACGGGGAAAAAGCAUUUUAACAAGCUCAUUCA